Molecule: messenger RNA, 1576 nt
Organism: Haliotis rubra (blacklip abalone)
Lineage: Eukaryota; Metazoa; Mollusca; Gastropoda; Lepetellida; Haliotidae
Product: beta-1 adrenergic receptor-like
Exons: 2
Coding region: 325-1215 (296 amino acids)
Biological process (GO): adenylate cyclase-activating adrenergic receptor signaling pathway
Cellular component (GO): membrane
Molecular function (GO): G protein-coupled receptor activity
Source: RefSeq, a predicted model, not a curated record
CUGAAAUAUUGCUGAGCUCGGCGUAAAAAUAAACUAAACUCACUCACUUUUGGAGGGGAGCUGGGUCUGGAUAGUGCAGAUCUGAAUGUCAGCGAAGCAUUUGACACCAUUAUUACACGAAGUAAAGAUAAGUGCUCUCAUUAAAGUAAACUGCCCUAAUUAACCCACAAUCAGCGUUGUCGGCCAUAGCCCGCGCUGGUCGGAGAGAAUUUGGACGACUAUGUGGUCAGUUAGCAUUGCCAGCAGCUGGGUGUAUCAACUCUGUUCGGCGGAGAGGUAGUGUUUGGCCGCUUCUACAGCCACCAACUUCCCUACAGCUUCGUCAUGGAAUCAUUGGAUUGGAACCAGACCGACAGUUACGUCUCAAAUACGGUCGACUUCAGUGACAGAAUUAUUGGUAUAUUUGGCGUCAUCCUCGCCAUAUGGAUCACUGUCUCCAAUGUCACCUUCAUCAUCAGCAUACUCAGGGACGGCGUCAGACGCCGCAACCUCUUCUGGCUUCUCAUCAUCAACCUUGCGGUCGCUGACGUACUGGUAGGUGUGGGGGUUGUGCCAUAUGCCGCGCUCUACUACUACAAAGGAUUCUGGAUAUUUGGAGAACGUUUUUGUCACGUUUGGGUCACGUCCGACUGGAUGCUGGGUAUUGUUUCUAUCGUCACUCUGGUAGUCAUCAGUUCUGAACGCUUGGUGAACAUCAAACAUGGCAGCCGGACGACGACUGGGACGACCAAGUGCGGCAUCGUUUGUCUGCUGAUGGCGCUGCCGUGGGCGAUAGGUGCGGCUAUCUCCAUAUUCUUAACUGUCGUUAUAAAUGAAGUUGAGAAGUACCAGGACCAAUGCUAUUUCAUCGUGGAACCGCCUCAAAAAAUAUUAUCUCCAGUGAUAAGUUUCUUUAUCCCGAUAUUUGUAUGUAUCGGCGUCGAUAUCGGUAUCCUAAUGAAAUGGCGUGAGUUGAGACAAGAGCAGGGCGAAUACCCAAGGAAACAGACUGUGGGAGUUCUCUUGGUGUGUACUGCCUAUAUAUUGAUGCGAGCACCUUUCUAUGUAAUAUUCCCUCUAAGCGCGAUGGGUGUAUAUGCCCCGCUCAAGGCAGUUUCGAUAUCGAACUGGCUGGCAUAUGCCAACUCGGGAGUGAACCCCCUUCUAUGGCUGGUGUCCCCCAAAGUAAGGGAGGGGUACUGGGCGUUACUGUGCUGUCGAGGAAGAGGGCAGUAGAGGAGGGCAGAGAAAAGUGAUGAGGUUAUCAGGUCGCCUGUGAGUUGAAAUGGUCUUCAGAGAGUCAUAGAAUCAAUGCCUCAAUGUUAACGAAAGUCUUGAAAAUGUGUACUACGCACGGUCCGUUUGUAACCAGAUGAGAAUGAUAAAAUGCAAAAUACCUCAAAGUAGGGAAUCACCUAUCAAGCGUCAGUGCGGUACAUGACAAUGAAUACCCUGUACCCAACAAUGUCUGCUGUUUGGUAUUUGAAAACUCAUCACUGGUAAAAGUUGUUAAGAAACUGCCAUGUAGUCUGUCUCACUGUCCCUGAACCACAUUAUUUUCCCUACUGCCAAGCCCUCUCUGCAGUGCUUAAGCUCU